This is a messenger RNA of Salvia hispanica, 1419 nucleotides long. RefSeq lists its product as uncharacterized. Gene Ontology annotation, molecular function: RNA binding; protein binding. Gene Ontology annotation, cellular component: catalytic step 2 spliceosome. NCBI's taxonomy places the organism in Eukaryota, Viridiplantae, Streptophyta, Magnoliopsida, Lamiales, Lamiaceae. The record is from RefSeq and is a predicted model, not a curated record.
UCCGAGAAACGAAGCAAAAGGCCCAACCCAAUAAACUAUGCACGACAUCGCUGAAACAACAUUUCCGAUCCCAUCAUUUUAUGCUGAUUGUUCCAGUACUCUCUUGAAGAACCCUAGCUUACGGGUUUAGAACUACCUCUGAAUCGAGUGCUGAAGUUGCCGACUAUUGUUGUCUUAUUAUUCAAUAUCUUAGUAAGAGUGAACGUAAAAGAAUAUGCAAGUCGAAAGUGCUCUAUCCGUGGUUGGUCCAAAGCCAACAGAGUUGUCUACUUUCACACACAGCUUCGGGCCACCUGGGGCAGGACCCAAUGGGAAACAGCGGACGUCAAGCUUAGAAGCACCUAUUAUGUUGCUGGCUGGGCAUCAGAGUGCAGUCUACUCAAUGAAGUUUAACCCUGCUGGGACUGUCAUUGCAUCUGGUUCGCAUGACAGGGAUAUCUUUCUGUGGAAUGUGCAUGGUGAUUGCAAAAACUUUAUGGUCUUGAGAGGGCACAAGAAUGCUGUGUUGGAUGUUCAGUGGAAUACUGAUGGUUCGCAGAUAAUAUCAACAAGUCCUGAUAAAACUUUAAGGGCAUGGGACGUGGAGACAGGAAAACAGAUUAAGAAGAUGGUAGGGCACUUGUUUGUUGUGAACUCUUGCUGUCCUGCUCGGAGGGGGCCACCUCUUAUUGUGAGUGGGUCAGAUGAUGGAACUGCAAAACUUUGGGACAUGCGUCAAAGGGGUUCCAUUCAGAGUUUUCCAGACAAAUACCAGAUUACAGCGGUCAGUUUCUCUGAUGCAUCAGAUAAGAUUUACACUGGUGGCAUUGACAAUGAUGUUAAGGUUUGGGAUUUACGAAGAACUGAUCCUGUUAUGAAGCUUCAAGGACAUCAAGAUAUGAUUACUGGUAUGCAGCUCAGUCCAGACGGCUCUUACCUUCUCACAAACAGCAUGGACUGCUCUCUUCGAAUAUGGGAUAUGCGACCAUAUGCCCCCCAAAAUCGCUGUGUGAAGAUUCUUGAAGGGCAUCAACACAAUUUUGAGAAGAACCUGCUGAGGUGUAGCUGGUCGCCUGAUGGAAGCAAAGUCACUGCUGGUAGUAGCGACUGCAUGGUUUACGUAUGGGACACUACUUCAAGACGCAUAUUAUACAAGCUUCCAGGCCAUACUGGGUCAGUGAAUGAAUGUGUCUUUCAUCCCAAUGAACCUAUAAUCGGGUCUUGCAGCAGCGACAAGCAGAUAUAUCUUGGUGAAAUUUAGCCCAAUUAGUACUUUAUCCAAUGUCAUCCUAUAAUUGAGAAAGUGACAGUCAUCGCUAGGACCUAUUAUGUAAGGACUGUGGAUUCAUUCUAGGAUUAUGAUAUGUCUUGGUUUCUGUAGGUUAGUGUUUUGAAGAAGAUGUUACGCCAUGCCAAAAUGCCAGUCUCUUUUAACAUAUA